Messenger RNA from Rhinichthys klamathensis goyatoka, 3096 nucleotides. It is a transcript of the gene mertka, whose product is annotated as c-mer proto-oncogene tyrosine kinase a. The coding region runs from base 164 to 3010 and encodes 948 amino acids. The transcript has 19 exons. Gene Ontology annotation, cellular component: signaling receptor complex. The record is from RefSeq and is a predicted model, not a curated record. Gene Ontology annotation, biological process: protein phosphorylation; positive regulation of kinase activity; cell migration. Gene Ontology annotation, molecular function: protein binding; ATP binding; transmembrane receptor protein tyrosine kinase activity. NCBI's taxonomy places the organism in Eukaryota, Metazoa, Chordata, Actinopteri, Cypriniformes, Leuciscidae.
UCUGCUGCAUUCGUCACGGCGAAACACACACACAUUCCUUCGUGUGUUAAAUGACCCCGAGAAAACAGAAAAGAAGAUGUUAUUUGCUCUGCACAUAGUACUCUGCCUCGAGUGGAUAUUCGUGUGACACAUUUAUACGAGACGAACGAGGAAAGGAACCGUUAUGGUGUUUAUUUUAGGCAAAAGUUUCUCAGCGAUGUUGCGUUUUUUAACUCCACUGCUCGUCGGAUUGUUUUCACAGUCAGUGACAACUGUUGCCAGUUGGAAGCAUCCCCUCACUGUCGUCCAUCAUGGAGGUUCAUCACCGCAUUGGGUGAGACAGGGCCGUUCUUUCCGUCCAACGCAGGCAACGGAGCCGCUGAUUGUCCCGGGACGAGCCUCCAGUGUACAUCUCUCACAGGAGGAGAUCCAGAAGCUGCGCUUCAAACCCACCGUGGGCAAAAUCCAGCGGUCGGAGGGGACAGAGGUCACGUUUAACUGCUCCAUAGACGUCAAUGAUGUGAGCCAGGCCCAGGACCUGAAUAUUCUGUGGUUUAGGAACGGGAAGGAAAUCCCUGAUGGCAUGCAGACGCAGAUCUACAUACAACGGACUUACAUCUUACAGUCCACUAUAAGCAUUAAAAGUGUCCAGAGAGCAGAUGCUGGAGAAUAUCACUGCAGGCUUAGUGUCAGUAACAAGAUCAUUGAGUCAAAUCCCAUCAUUUUAGAAGUAGAAGGCCUGCCGACCUUCACUACACAGCCGAGUGACGUGAACAUCACGAGAAACACUUCCUUCAGGCUGAGCUGUGAGGCGGUCGGUCCCCCGAACCCUGUAAUCAUUAAGUGGCUUCAAAAUGGCACGAGAUUUGUAGAACGCAACGAGUCCUCCAGCACCAUCACUGUGAAAGGUGUUGAUGCUCCCACCCAGUACAGCUGUGAAGCUCACAACGAGAAGGGCCUCACAGUGUCCAGAGAAGCUCACGUCAAUAUCAAAGAGCUUCCUGACAAAGUGUCAAACGUCACAGUAGUAAAACGGGAGUCCAACAAACUCCUCUUGAGCUGGACUCCAGGAAACGAUGGCUUCUCUCCUCUCAACACGUGCCACAUCACAGUGCGAGAGCUCGGCCGAGAGCCGGGGAGUCCUACAGCCGCACAAAGCACACAAGUGCCUCCGUUCCAGUAUGAAAUCAGCAACCUCAAAGCCAUGACCUGGUACAACAUGAGUGUGUCCUGCAUCAAUGAGAUCGGGUCGUCACCGCCCAGCGCUUGGGUCCAGAGCAACACCACUGAGGGCGUCCCAUUGGAGGCCCCCCAAAACUUGACUGUUAUUGUGAACAAUUCCAUGUUGAUGAUCCGAUGGGAAGCUCCGCCCCCUGACAAGUUGAAUGGAGUCUUGCAAGGAUAUGAUGUCACUAUUAAACACGGGACACGUACGAACAAGAUUCACAGUAUCACCACCGAGGCCGCAGUGACACUGCAGGUGUUCAACACCACAUACAGUGUGGAGGUCGUGGCCUGCACUCAGAGCGGCUGUGGGACCAAAAGGUCACGCUUCUUUCUCUUUAUUCCAAACACUGGAUCUCCUGAGUCUCCGUCCUCGACGCCAGUUCCCAAUCGUUCCGACUCCGUGUACAUCGUGCUUGGAGUGGUUUGCGGUUUCUGUCUGUUGUUGAUAGUGAUGUUUGGCGUGUUGUGGUUGCGCAGUCACUCCUUUUUGCCGUGUUUGUUUGGUGCUGAUGACAAACUCACUCCUGGCGUUGAGUACCGACCUCAGAGAUCCUACAACCGUUCAGCCAUCGAAACCACACUUGCCAGUCUGGGCAUUAGCAGUGAGCUUCAGGCCAAACUGCAGGACGUGAUGAUCUUAAGGAAUCUGCUGUCCAUCGGUAAAGUCCUCGGAGAAGGUGAGUUUGGAUCUGUGAUGGAGGGACAUCUCAGACAGCCUAAUGGAACCUCUGAAAAAGUUGCUGUGAAAACCAUGAAAUUGGAUAACUUCUCGCAGAGAGAGAUUGAAGAGUUUCUGAAUGAAGCUGCUUGCAUGAAGGAUUUUCAUCAUCAUAAUGUCAUCAGACUCUUGGGUGUUUGUUUAGAAGUGGGCUCAGGACACUUUCCUAAACCAAUGGUCGUGCUCCCCUUCAUGAAGUACGGAGACUUGCAUAGUUUCCUCCUGCGCUCACGUCUCGAGGAAGAUCCUGUGUUUCUCCCUACGCAGAUGCUCCUGAAGUUCAUGAUUGACAUCGCUCUGGGAAUGGAGUAUCUCAGCAACAGAAACUUCCUACAUCGGGACCUGGCCGCUCGCAACUGCAUGUUGCGAGAUGACUUGAGCGUGUGUGUUGCUGAUUUUGGCCUGUCAAAGAAAAUCUACAGUGGUGACUAUUACAGACAGGGCCGGAUUGCCAAGAUGCCUGUCAAAUGGAUCGCAGUGGAAAGCCUCGCUGACCGAGUCUUCACAGUGAAAAGUGAUGUGUGGGCAUUUGGAGUGACCAUGUGGGAAAUAGCCACUCGAGGCAUGACCCCAUACCCUGGAGUACAAAACCAUGAGAUUUACGACUAUCUCCUUGAUGGAAACCGACUGAAACAACCCAACGACUGUCUUGAUGAACUGUAUGAUAUCAUGUUCAGCUGCUGGAGCGCUGAUCCGGUGGACCGACCCGACUUCACACAGGUUAGGAAGAGACUGGAGAAUCUGGCAGGGAAACUCCCCGCCGUGUCCAACCGGAGGGACAUCAUCUACAUCAACACCAGCUUCCCCGAGGAGGACGACGAUGUACCCGGCGUGGCGGCGGAAGGGCCUGUGAUGACCUCCUCACCGUCCUGCAGUCGCCAAACCACAGCAGACGUGCACGAGAGCACAGACGCAGAGGACGACCGUUACGUGGUUGUCAUCAAAUCCUCCGGGGAACACGCGGCGAGAACUGCUGUUGAUACGCCACUACUGAAUCACAGAAUCUUGGAACAGGACAGCGAUGAAACGGUCAGGGACGAGACGGGGGCGCAGAAAACAUCGAGUGACACGACACGUUUGCUCUGAUGGAGAGUUGCAUGAUGGGAAUUUGAAAUGCAUCCGAAAAUUGACUUUUUUUUGUGGUGUCCAACUAAAGUGUGUAAUUUCGGUGU